AUGCCGGAUUAUCAGCAGCUAUCGAACGGUGAUCCAGCGGAGAUAAUAGUACGCUCUAUUCAUUCCGUCCAUGUCACAGAAGAGCGCAAGCCAUUCAUCAACACCGACCAGGGCAUCAACCAUCUCUAUCAUGCGGGCACCGCGCGGGCCAACAUCGCCGCAUCUACAGAAUCUCCCCACGGCACAACGGAAAACGACUGGGCGACCCGCCAUUCGCACCAAACCGUCCUACAGCAGCACUGCGACUUCUUCGAUACGGACCACGACGGGAUCCUUUGGCCAACCGAUACGUUUUGGGGAUUCCUCCGCCUGGGCUUUGGCAUCAUUCUCUCCCUUGUCGCCGUCUUCAUCAUCCACGCCAACUUCUCGUACCCGACCGUCCCGACCUGGCUCCCAGACCCCUUCUUCCGCCUCUACAUCACCAACAUCCACAAGGACAAGCACGGCAGCGACACGAACACGUACGACACCGAGGGCCGCUUCGUUCCGCAGAAAUUUGAAGAUAUUUUCGAAAAGUAUGCAGAGGGGAGGGAUUACUUGACGAUUUGGGAUGUGAGCAAUGUGAUGAAAGGCCAGCGAUGCAUUGCGGAUCCUAUUGGUUGGGGUGGGGCGUUGUUUGAAUGGAUGGCAACGUACAUCAUGCUGUGGCCGGAUGACGGACGGAUGAUGAAGGAGGAUAUUCGCGGGAUCUAUGAUGGGAGUAUCUUCUACACCAUCGCGGCGAGACGGGCCCAGGGCAAGAAGCACGGUUCUUGA
Trematosphaeria pertusa is the source of this 756-nucleotide messenger RNA. Its product is annotated as Caleosin-domain-containing protein. The record is from RefSeq and is a predicted model, not a curated record. Bases 1 to 756 code for a protein of 251 amino acids. The transcript is spliced from 2 exons. Gene Ontology annotation, molecular function: monooxygenase activity; calcium ion binding. NCBI's taxonomy places the organism in Eukaryota, Fungi, Ascomycota, Dothideomycetes, Pleosporales, Trematosphaeriaceae.